Brassica napus (rape) is the source of this 957-nucleotide messenger RNA. RefSeq names its product protein NUCLEAR FUSION DEFECTIVE 4-like. Lineage: Eukaryota; Viridiplantae; Streptophyta; Magnoliopsida; Brassicales; Brassicaceae. The transcript is spliced from 3 exons. Bases 1 to 957 code for a protein of 318 amino acids. Gene Ontology annotation, cellular component: membrane. The record is from RefSeq and is a predicted model, not a curated record.
AUGACAGCACUUAGACCAAGGACUUACUCAAAGAAAAGCGUUCCUAGGGACGACCACCCACUCUCGUUCCUUGGUUGUUGGUGUAUUGGCUCUUUGGUUCCCGGUCAAAGCAGGUCGUUCACUAGGGUGCAGCUUAAUUACCUAGCCGUCGCUUCCGAUCUUGGGAAGGUGUUCGGGUGGUCGUCGGGGCUUGCGUUGAUGUAUUUCCCGCUUUGGACGGUGCUUUUCACGGCGGCGUUCAUGGGGUUCGUCGGUUACGGAGUCCAGUGGCUGGUCAUAACUAACUUCGUCUCCUUGCCUUAUAUUGUGAUCACUUGCUCUUUCCCUCACAGUAAGCUUCAACGGUGUAAGCGCUGCUUUAUACACAACCCAACCUCUCCAGAGCAGUACCUUCUCUUAAACGCUCUCAUACCUCUCGUUAUCUCUUUCGCUGCAAUCAUCCCUAUUCUUCGCCAACCGCCUUUUGAGCCUCUUCCACUAGAUGGAGUUCGCCGUGACUCCCUCAUGUUUCUAUUGCUCAACAUCCUCGCCGCUUUAAACGGCGUUUACCUCCUCCUCUUUGAGUCAAACUCCUCUGACGUAACCUCUGCUGGUCUCCUCUUCGGUGGAGCUAUCAUUCUCUUGAUCCUCCCUUUAUGUAUCCCCGGUUUAGUCAUCGCACGUAACUGGUAUCUUCGCACGAUCCACGCUAGCUUCCGUCUCGAAGGUUCUGGUUUCAUUCUUGUUGAUCUUGAUGAGCUUGAGUUGCAUAUAUGGAUGCUUGCGCAAGAAGCUGGCCGAGAAAGCUACCAGUUCCUGAACGAAGAUGUUGUGCAAAACACAGUUAAGACUAUAGCUGCGGAGGAAGGUGAUGCUGAUGAGUUGCUUAUCACAAGAGGCCAGCUUGACGUUUUGGGAACUGAACAUUCUUUGAAGCAGCUCUUAUGCAGAGUUGACUUCUGGUUAUUGUUGACAUGA